AUGUCACAGAAAUGCUCACUCGACAGCCGUUUGCGCAUCCUCGCCGCCCUCCUCUUCAUCCCAGGCUUCCCGCUCUGUCUCAUCCACGGCAUUCUCAAGCACCAUCCCGUCCCGGCAGUCGGUCUCGUACCACAAUUCUUUUCCAUCGUAACCACCGUACUGGUAAUAUGCCUCCGUCGUAAGAAUGGCGAUGACGCAGAGGACCCCUCCGGUCCACGAACCUACAGCAUCAGAGAUGUUCUCGUCCAUCCCAUCACCGUGUUCGGCUACGAUUUCGCCCUCGCGACGGCUUACAUGAUCGUCCUGGUGUUUACGUGGAUCAAGGUUGAAGGAGCCCCGGGACUAAGCAUGCUUGCCGCGUAUGCUACCAUUCCGCUCUUCACAUGUUUCUUUAUUCACGCCUUUCUUGCCCUGCGGUCCAUGUACUACGGGCUUGCUAUUCACAAAAUCGUGCAGUGGUUUGCGUGGCGCGCCGUGCCGCCGAAUUGUCCUAAUUGCAAUGUGAGGCUGCGGUCGUCGUUCCCUGGGUUUCCUUGGCUGGGGUACUUUCGGGGUCGGAGCGAUGGGUACGCUGCCAUUCCGGCGAUGGAGGAGGAUCGGUACCGUGAUGAUGUCGAUGAGGAGAAUGGCAUUGCGCCGCGGGAACCGGAGGCUGUGGAUAUUCUGUCCAAGUCUCGCAAGGGGAAGGCGAUUGAUGCUUCUUGGCAGGAGUAG
This is a messenger RNA of Pochonia chlamydosporia 170, 714 nucleotides long. RefSeq lists its product as hypothetical. The record is from RefSeq and is a predicted model, not a curated record. Lineage: Eukaryota; Fungi; Ascomycota; Sordariomycetes; Hypocreales; Clavicipitaceae. The coding region runs from base 1 to 714 and encodes 237 amino acids. The transcript is spliced from 2 exons.